Magnolia sinica is the source of this 2385-nucleotide messenger RNA. Its product is annotated as protein FEZ. Bases 1034 to 2221 code for a protein of 395 amino acids. Gene Ontology annotation, biological process: regulation of DNA-templated transcription. The record is from RefSeq and is a predicted model, not a curated record. Gene Ontology annotation, molecular function: DNA binding. The transcript is spliced from 3 exons. NCBI's taxonomy places the organism in Eukaryota, Viridiplantae, Streptophyta, Magnoliopsida, Magnoliales, Magnoliaceae.
AGGAUUAGAAGCUCCUGAGAAGAAAAUGAAAUGGGAUUUUUGGAUCAUGAGAUAACUUUUUCUUUUCUUUUAUUUUGUUUUUUGUUACUAUUUUUUAAAAGGGUUUGAAAGAAUUUUUCAGAGAAUCUAGGGAUUGGAUUUGAAUAUAGUUUUGAAUCCUAGUGAUGGGAAGUGGACCACCCCAUGUAUAAAGAAAUCCAAAAACAAUAGAAAAAGUCCCAUUGAAGCCUGGUUUGUCUUGGUUUGGCAAAGGAUGAUAAAUAAGCUUUGGUGGCAUGAAUAUUAGAAAUGUGAAAAGAAAACGAUUGAAAAUCCCAAAAAACUGCUGAUUUUGUAGUCUCAUGAAAUCCCCCUCCUUGGAUUUAAACAACCCAACUGCACUCAACAAGAGGAGGAAGUAAGAGUCCUCGUUGAAAUCCACUCUCUGACUUGGGUGGUUCCUUGGUAGCUGUACUUCUUCACUUCCUUGAAUUGUUUUUUUAAACAUCUUUGCUUAAGUUUCUGUAUCUCACAGUCGCCGCGAUCGUCGCAGAAACACGCCCUUCGUUACAGUCUUCCUGAAAGGACGGCCGAUCCUUCGGCGGCAGGACCCACUUAACAAGGCAUAUAAUGGCAUUAAACCAAGUGAAUGGAGCUGUGAACUGGGUUUCUUGAGCUCAUUUCAGUUCAUAGAGUUCAUGUUCCAGAUCUGCUUAACAGCUUAAAAACUACUGCUGUUAGGAAGUAUCUUAGAUUUCUAUAGAUGGGUCUUGUUUAGAUUUCUAGAAGCUACUCUUUUAGUUGAAAGAACUGGGUUUUGGUUUUUAGAUUUGAAGAGAAGAUAAAAACUGUUUUCUAUCAGUGUCCUAUACAGUAUAGAACUCUUCCUGCCUGUUUUUGUUUGGUUUGAAGAGGAGAAUACAUGAACUCUUAUGUAGAAGAGUGAAGAUUUUAGGAUUGAAAAUUUGAAAAAAGGAAGUUCGGUUUGGUUUCUCUCUUUCUUUUCUCUUAGUUGCUGAGAAGAGGGUUGGGGUCUAAGAGAAGAGGGAAAGAAAUGGAUGAGAAGUGUGAUGUGGAUAAGGUAGAUGAAGUGAUGCUGCCUGGGUUCCGAUUUCAUCCGACAGAUGAGGAGCUCGUUGGGUUCUAUCUGAAGAGGAAGGUUCAACAGAGGCCUCUGUCUAUUGAGCUUAUUAGGCAACUGGAUAUCUACAAGUUCGAUCCAUGGGAUCUUCCAAAAGAGCUGGCGACCACUGGGGAGAAGGAAUGGUAUUUCUACUGUCCAAGAGACAGGAAGUAUCGGAACAGCGCUAGGCCUAACAGAGUCACAGGAGCUGGGUUUUGGAAAGCGACCGGAACGGACAGACCCAUCUACUCCUCUGAAGGAACCAAGUGCAUAGGCCUGAAGAAAUCACUCGUGUUCUACAAAGGAAGAGCUGCCAAAGGGAUCAAAACCGACUGGAUGAUGCAUGAAUUUAGACUGCCUUCUAUCACCGAUUCAUCAAUGAACAAAAGGCCUGUUGAUAAAAACCUUCCUGCCAAUGACUCAUGGGCUAUUUGUAGGAUCUUCAAGAAAACCAACUCCAUGGCGCAGAGAGCUCUCUCCCAAUCUUGGGUAUCUCCACUACCCGAAACUACCAGCUCGGACAUAUUUUCGUACACUAGGCAUGGGACCCAGUUCACUUCAGAGAACAUCUCAUGCACUACUGAAGCUGGAUCGGCUAUCCAGUUCUGUGGUAACAGUGACUUACAUCAGUCCAAUGCUAAUUUCUCGUUACUAGAUAUCCCCUCCUACAAACCCAUCAAUCCAACUGUCUAUAAGCCGGCUCCACUCCCCAUCUUGACCACAGAAAUCCCCCCUGGCUUCAUGUUCGCCCCAGUCGAUAUGCCAGUACCCACAAAGUGCCAUGUUGAUGUCGCAUCUGUGCUUCUAAAUCUGUCUCCUUCGAUACUUGCGGAUGCCGGCAAAGGUUCCGCGAGCAUAGACUUUGGGUCACAGCAGCAAUGUAACAGUUUCACCGUCAAUCUACAGCAGGAGGUGCAUGGAAACAUGGAAAACAAAGAGGAGAUGAACACGAGCACAUGCCCCAUGAACAACCAGUGGGGAAGCUCAAGGACAGUUGGUUUUCCCUUCAAUCUGCCGUCGGAUCUGUCUGACGAAUGGAAAUCUAAUUCAAUUUGGGAGUCUCUCCCCUGCCCUAGUGAGAUGUCCACAAGCUAUUCCACAAACAAGUGCUACAAUUGAUGAACUCAAACAUACUCUUAAGUACUUAUAUAUUAGUACGAAGUAAGUCAAGAGUUCAUCGAGAAGGAUUCAGAUACGUCGUCAUGUAUUACUGUAAAUCAUGUCUGUAUUCGUAAGCUUGUGAAACAGAACACAUAUGUUUGAUUAUGUCACGCCAAUCUAUC